Molecule: messenger RNA, 2112 nt
Organism: Blastomyces gilchristii SLH14081
Lineage: Eukaryota; Fungi; Ascomycota; Eurotiomycetes; Onygenales; Ajellomycetaceae
Exons: 1
Coding region: 1673-1987 (104 amino acids)
Source: RefSeq, a predicted model, not a curated record
UGGAUUUGAAUACGCUGGACUCUUGUGCCACGCACUAAUUCCAUUAUUAUUAUUCUUUAGCGAGUGGUAAGUAAACAAUCCAUCCGCCCGUCUAACGUUGUGCAAAACAUGGCUUUUCUGCCAAACAGGGCUUAUUCUUGGAGAAACAUGAUUUAAAAUUGGAACAAUUUGCGAGCAAAUCCUUCGCCAAAUGGAUGCACGACCUCCAAUCAUCUGAGGGUAAUAUAUGGGCCAUCUUUUUGAUGUAAAAUGUUUCCACACCAUCUCAGUCUCAGGAAGUGGGUGCUCUAAUUACACCCUUCAAGUCCCAUUUUGAACCGUUUCCAACUGCGGAAAAGCGGGCAAAACUUCGCUGCGCUAGCAGCUGGAUGAAACCAUGUUCUCCAGGCUGCAGGAGGACGAUACGGCAGCUGGAUGGAUGGCGCAAUGGGGCGAAAAUAUGGACGCAGGGCUGGCGGGUGGAAAUAAGCUCGAGGAAUUAGAAAAGCAAUUAUGGGAGAGCCGUCAUCGUCCCCCCCGCUGUUGCGCUUCUGAUUCGACGGUCAGAAGCGGCUGGUCUGCUAGGCUUCUCUAGCGUGCAUCCCUUAGGUUACAUGGGUUGGGCAAAAGAUGACCGCACGCAAAUUGGAUAGAUGGGCUUCUGGCGAACGAGAGCUGCCAAGUCACUUUUGCGCAGUCUUGGCCUAGGUUCGGAACGACUUAACUAAAAUCCCUGACUACCCGCUGAUUCCUUGUCCGACGCUAGCUCGGGCCACUUUACACCUCGAUCCUCCAAGCGACUACUACCGACUCGGGUUUUCCUGGAUCUGACAGAAGAGAGAGAUGCACGUUUACUACUUGCGUUCAUCUGUCUGGGACUGGGCAUUGAAGGAAGAGCCUCAGAUAAAAUAGUGCCACGGACGGAGGGAAAAUGAGAAUCGCCCUUCUCGAUUUCCCAUUUAUUUUACAAAAGAGGACGGUUAUUUUGUCUUCAACUGAUAUCACAAUAGUGUUUGCAAGGCAGGUUUGAAGUACGGAGUACGAGAGCAUGCACACUACUGCAACAUACCAGUAGUAGUCGCGUCGCUCUUUAGUCGCCGGAAAAGGGCGGAAUCGCCCUGCAUCUUGUGGGAGGCUAGAACAACUUGACGAGGCGCGACGGGAAAAUAGCUGUUGGCCCUUCAUAUGCGCAGCUUCCCAAUCCGCAGCUCGUCAGCCAACCCGGCCCUUUGAACAACAAGAUAUCAUAUGAGAAUGAAAGGUUUCACUCCCAUUCCUGGCGCCCGAAAGAGAUGCAGCAUUUAAUCUCCAGCCGAGGUGCACAUUGGUUUGCCUGAGCCACUGUUCUCUCGAUGCCUUUCUCUGAUCUCUCUCGGGUCGCUGCCGCGCAUGAAAAAGUGUCUCUCAAAUUUUCCUCGAGGCGUUCUUCGAGGUGUCUCUAUCUAAGGCGCACCAGCAAAUUAUAUUAUGGUCUUUGAUCCACCAAGCUGGGUAUUCAUUCAAAAUACUCAGCUUACAUUUACUAAAAUGAUAUUUUCCCCCUCACCGCAAUAAUGGAUAAAAAGCACUGUUUGAUAGCAUUAUUAGUUCGUGUGCUGCAUUCAGCUCUGCAAGCCAACGCACGGAAUCAUACCAAUGGCGGCAUUCGUGGAAUUGUCUCAAAUGCCCAGCGUGGAGAAUUUUCACAUGCAUAAUGGUCCAAUUGCUUUCUUCUCCUACUUGCAUAUAUAAACAACAUGCAUUUUAUCAGUUACGCAUUUCGAAUAUAUUUCCGCUCUCCCUCCAGCGGAGAGACGACGCAUUGCCGCUGCUGGUGAUCUUUGUGUUAGCGUGGCACGAUCAACCUCUUCACGUUGGGGAUGUCUGGAUAAUGAUUAUGAGAACAAAAAAUUCAGAUGCAACACUAUCUAUCAUACGGCCAAUUUUUUUGAUCCCCAUUUCACUCCCCCGCAUCCCAUUAUGUAGAAUAAGUGUCGCCUACCUGAGGCACAAGUUAUACAGUACGUAGACGUCAUGCGUUCUGCGGUGUAUAUUUCAAGGGCCCAUCUCAUCCCACAUCGUUUGGAUAGAUAUAGAUAUUUGUCACACCUGCUGUGCAAUUUUACAGAGUCCCUGUGUACUGGUGAUAUAUGG